Molecule: messenger RNA, 4379 nt
Organism: Megachile rotundata (alfalfa leafcutting bee)
Lineage: Eukaryota; Metazoa; Arthropoda; Insecta; Hymenoptera; Megachilidae
Source: RefSeq, a predicted model, not a curated record
UCACCGAAUAACAACCAAUAAAUUUUCAGUGUUUUCAAAUGUCCUUCGAAGGGUGCGUUAUUUGAAUUUCAAAAACCGUGUUCCAGCCUUAAAGUGCCGUUUUCUAACUUAAUAUAAUCCAUAAUCACGAUUUAUCGUACAUGUCAUGUAUUAAAAAUAGUGUCAAAUAAAAGGGUUAUAUGAAAAUCAUCUUUUUUCUGUUACGUUUGAAAAUUUUACUUUCGUUUGCAUUUGCGCAUCCUCUAGUAUAUCAGUAUUAUGGCGUCCUGUACGAUGGUUGGAUGUUCUUUCUAAUCUCCGUAUAUCAAAUGGAAGACAGUUUUUUCCUGCAGAAGAUUCUGUUUUAAUAUUUCGAUUUUCAUCAGCAAAUUUAAUAUACGGUAAAAUGGAUUACACUGAUACAGAUUUACAAAAAGCAUGCGAUACCAAGCAGAUGGCCAUAAUCGGCAAGAUACAUAAUAUGCCAUGGCUAAAAAGUAAUUCUCAGUUAUCAGGCCACGUAAAAACGCUUCAAGGUGGAACAGAAUUAAAAAAUAAUUCAUUCAAAAGUAAAAUAAAUGAAGAAACAAAAGAAAGAAUUGAAAUUGUUUCAACUAGCACCGUUUCAACUAGUCCCAAAGUAAAUCACAUUGAUAACGCUCUAAUUAAAAACUUAAAUGAAGACGAUAGUAUUAUAAGUAAAGAAGAAUUUAUUAAUUUACCUCAAAAAGACAUGGAGACUGUUUGGAAUGAAGAUGUUAAUGUACCUAGUACAUUGUUUCCAAAUUCUCAGUGUUUGGUUAUGCAAAGAUUGGAUGAGCAGGAGAGGAUAAGUAUGACCUUGGCAGAGAGUAUUGUUACAGUUCAGCUAGAUCAAUUUAGGCUUACCGAACAGGAACAAAGUAAAUCAACUGAUUCCCAUAAUGAAGCUGAUAACGAAUGGGAUAGCGUUAAUGGUAUCUCUAACUUGCCAAAGUCGGACAGCGAUUUAAGUAAUCAAGUAAGUUCAAAGCAGUGUCACGACAACAAUAAUAAUAAUGCAAAAUCUAAAAGUCAAUCCACAGUAGAAACAAAGAAGGCCAUGCAAAAAACAACAAAAGUUAAUACCAAAAAAUUAAAUGAGCAAAAGACUAAAAAACAAUCUGGCAAUUCUUUGAAAGAACCUUAUGAUAUUUCAAAACAAGGUUCUAAAUCUAAGGAUGACUUGUUGAAUUUAUGUAAUGAUGAAAAUAAAACUUCAACUUCUACCGGAGAGCCGAAAAAAAUAAGCGUUGGAAUAAGUCCUAAAUUUAUCGAUAAAUAUAAUGAAGUUAAUGGAUAUAAUAAACAGUUAAUUAUGGGAAAGGGGACGCGAACGAAGGAGCAACAAGUUUUUAAACCACAUUUUUCUACAUUUAAUGAUAGCGGUAAUAAUAGCAGAUCCUCUAUAGGAGGGUUAGAUGACAAAUCUAAAUCUGUUGCUACAAAGUUAAAAGUAUCUAGAAACGAAUCAGAUAAAAAGGGCAAUGAAUUAGAUGAUACAAAAAAGUGUCAUAAAGUUCAAAUAGCACGCACUCAGUCAUAUAAUUAUCAGUAUAUCAGAAGUAAACCAUCGGUAAAAUCACAACAACAACAGCAACGAUAUUUAAAGAACGUAAUUAAAUCAGAAGAAACUAGUUCAAUUAAAAAUAUAUCUGACUGUAAUAAUACCGCGUCUACUUCAAUCGAGAAUUCGUCUAAGAAAAAAUGUGAAAGUCAACAGAGUAUAACGAAUAAGCAAGUUAGCGAUAUACAUUCGACUCACAGUAUUUCCGGGAAAAGUAUUAAGAAUUCAAAUGUUCCAGAAUGCAGUAUAAGCGAAAGGAAUGCCGGAAAGUCAAGCUCUGUCUCGUGUAAACGAAAUUACCAAAACUUAGCUAGCGCAAAAAAUAUCGUUGAGAGAAAUGUUAAAGAUGAUCAAACGCAUACGCAAAAAUUUAAGAGAGAUUCUAACGUUUACAGACGUUCAUCAACCGUUAUCCCGACAUUUUUUAAAGAUUUAAGCGGACACGCGAAAACAGAGGAUAGCAAAAAGAACGUUAGCGAUAAUAAUUCAGCAAAGGAUUAUAAAGUAAAAGCUGUCAGCACGGCAGAUGCAAAAGUACAUUGUGAAUCAGAAGGCUCAAGAGUAUCAGUGUACUCGCAUAAGACAAGUAAUGGUGCUAGUAAUAUAAACAAGACUGAUACAUUAGAUUCGUCUACUGUAAAUAAUGUACAGUCUGUAAAGUCAUUAAAUUCUUGUUCAGACAACACCAAAGAUUCUAUAAUUGUAAAUGUGUCACAAGAAUUACAAGUUUCGCAAGUCUCUUGCAACAAAACUGAAGUACAAUUUGUGAAGACUGAACAAGAAAAUACUAGUAAUAAUAAUAGCAAUAAUAAAACAAGUACUAGUAAUUCAGAUACCAAAUCAGUUAAAUUCUCGGACAAUGUUCAAGAAAUUAAUGUGAUGCAUCGAUCAACGCCAUCGUAUUCAGAUAAUUCUAUGCAUCAAAAUAAAAUACCAAUUAAUCCAUUUUAUUCGAAUUUACAAAAUACAUCUAACACGAGUGAUGCUCAACAAAUGGAAAACCAUCAAAACGUACAAAAUAAGAGUUAUUUCGAUAAUAAUGCUGCUCAAUAUAGUAAUACAACAACCAAUAUGCAACAUACCGAAAGAGAUUUACAAUUGCUGGAUGUGGUACAACAAAAACCAGAACAAACUUCUCAUAUGACUCCACAGAAUGUGUUGCCACAAAAUAACAGUAACACAAGCAUUGUAAUGGGAAAUAGAUUACCUUAUCAAAGUAUGCCUGCUAUGUAUUUAAACCAGUAUAAUAAUACACAAAAUGUACCAAGGAAAACGGCCGACAGUACAAUCAUUUCUCAAAAUGCGUUAAUUUCAAGUACCGCUUCUUACAACGUAGAAAGUCAAAACGUUUUACAAAAUGAUCCUUCUAACAUUCUGAUGCAUAAUACUCAAACGUCUGUUUUACCGCCGCCAGGUUUUCACAAUCAUCCUGUAACUACCCAGCAUAAUCAAUGGAAUGUGCCGUUUCCGGAUAUGUUUCUGUUUGGAAAUAUGAUGAAUCCAGUUCCUCCUAUGAACGUGCAGCUUCAAAACUCCAGACACGUGUGUGGCACAGAUUACAACAACAUCCAACAAACGGGUUAUUUGCAGCACCCAAUGUUUUACGUUCCGCCAAUAUGUAUGCAGAGUUGGAAUCCUCUAUUGCAGUAUCCCGCGCCUUUGUUUCAAAAUUCUCCAUAUGCUAAUUGCAACACGUAUCCUAAUCAAGUAUUAUCAUCACCUAAUUUGGUAGAUUCCGCUAAUUGUCCCGUUUCAACGUCAAUACAAAACAAUACGUACAAACAUUUUCAGCCAGUGCAGCAAAUAGAGAAUCCCCCAAACUUCUCUGUACCCGUUAAACUCGACAGUUACAUGGGAAAUAUACAAGGGUGCAAGUCGAAUAAUAUCAGAAUGAAAGAUAACUCGAUGGACGCUCACGCGAGGGUGAAUCAGUACCGAGCUCCACUGCCAAACGAGUAUCAAAAUUGUUCUCAAGAUGGUCAACUGAUGGUGCCGUUCUCCUAUGGAAUCGCGAUGGACUCGAUGGCAAGAAAUUGCCCACCAAACGUGCACAUGCAAAUGAGUCAGAAGUAUGCACCGCACGCCCUAACUACCGCUAAUUAUCAAAGAAUGCCAGAGACCUGUUCGCCGUUCCAAAACAAUCAGGACUCCCACAAUAGGAAAGAUGACGUAUCCAAAAAUGAUUCAGAUUGUAUACCGCCAAUGGUGUCGCCAAGGGAAUGCAUGUAUUACGGAGUCAAUUACUCUCGCAAGACCGAUACGGUACAGCACUCGUCCCUGCGGUCUGACAUGAAACCCGUUACAUACAAUAUUCAUUCGAUAAACAAUCAACAUUACGUUCCGCAAUAUCAAAGGAACAACGCGAUUUAUCAUAACUCGACACCGAAAGAACUUUCAACCAGGGUAACUAUGGGUCGCGGUAUACGGAAAACAAUGGAUCAGUAAGCGUAGAAAAAGAACGAGUACCAUAAAAGCCAUGCAUACAUGCUACAUCUAUAUUUAUUUCCUAAAUCGUUAUAAAAACCGUUACAUACUUACUUUUACGAUUACUCAUCCAUUUGUAUCAUCGUUAUCUUCGCAUAUGUAUAUGUAUGUAUAUUGCAGAGUUUAGAUUUUUCAUUUAUUCCAUUAAUCUAGAAUCUACUUGUAUACACACACACACACACAUACAUUCACACAUACUAAUACACGCACACACACACACAUGAAUACGCACACACAGAUAUCACGUACAUCGUGUUAGAUGUUUCGCAUUAUUAGAAAUAGUUUCCAAAGUUGAAAAAAAAUGUAAAAGAAAAUUUAUACGAUACUGCCA